CCCAUUUUACUCAAGAAUGGAAGACGAGCGGGUGUUGUAUUUCAGAAAACAACUGUCUUCUGAACUGAGGAAACACUUCAACUGCUCAAGGCAAAGUGCACAUCUUUCAGGUUUAAAUGUUGAAAUGGACCAAAGACUAAACUCAACGAUAAAAUUGAAUGUGAUGGCCCUUGGGACCAGACCAGGACAUACUCAACCCAAACUUCAGGAGAGGGAGCAGUGGGGCAAUAAGAUUGAGUUCAUCCUGGCAGUGGCCGGACACAUUGUCGGUCUGGGAAACGUCUGGAGGUUUCCAUACCUUUGCUACAAAAAUGGAGGAGGAGUUUUCUUCAUUCCUUACAUUUUGUUUUUGUUUACCUGUGGCAUCCCACUCUUCUUUCUUGAAACAUCUUUGGGCCAGUACACCAGUCAGGGUGGAGUAACAUGUUGGAGGAAAAUCUGCCCUCUUUUUGAAGGCUUAGGUUAUGGAAGCCAAGUGGUUGUUUUGUACACUGGGGUGUAUUACAUCAUUAUACUGGCUUGGACGUUUCUCUACCUGUUUUCAUCCUUCAGGUCUGAGCUUCCAUGGGCGAGUUGUAACAACAGCUGGAACACAGAUGGCUGUUUUGAGCAUGGUCACAAUCAAACAUCCCCACUGCACCUGUAUGGAAAUGGCACUUCUUCGGUUAUAGAAUUUUGGGAGAGGAGAAUCUUGGGCCUGUCAGGUGGCAUUGAGAAAAUUGGCAAUGUUCGUUGGGACCUGGCCCUUUGUCUUCUUCUUGCCUGGCUGUUGUGUUACUUCUGUGUCUGGAAUGGAGUAAAGUCCACAGGAAAGGUGGUCUACUUCACUGCCACAUUUCCGUAUGUUAUGCUGGUGGUGCUGCUUGUUCGUGGUCUUACAUUACCAGGGGCCAAAGAUGGAAUCAUGUUCUACCUCUACCCAGACCCAUCCCGCCUCACUGAUCCGGAGGUAUGGAUGGAUGCUGGCAGCCAAAUUUUCUACUCCUAUGGAGUUUGCACAGGUGUUCUGACAUCAUUAGGAAGUUACAACAAGUACAGCAACAACUGCUACAGAGACUGUGUUUACCUGUGCUUGUUAAACAGUUUAACAAGCUUUGUAGCCGGCUUCGCCAUCUUUUCUGUGCUCGGUUUUAUGGCAAAGGAGCAAGGUGUGGAUAUAUCAAUGGUGGCUGAAUCAGGUCCAGGUUUGGUAUUCAUUGCUUACCCUCGUGCUGUGGCACUGAUGCCACUUCCUCAGCUCUGGGCCAUUUUCUUCUUCAUUAUGGUCCUCUUCUUAGGAUUAGAUAGUGAGUUUGUAUGUCAAGAGGCAUUGGUCACAACUAUCUCGGACAUGUAUCCCGACUUCUUUCAAAGCAAUUGUCGCCGUAAACUCCUUCUUCUUGCCAUUUCUGUUGGAAGUUUCUUUGCUGGCCUUAUGAUGGUCAUGGAGGGAGGCCUUUAUAUCUUCCAGCUCUUUGACUACUACGCCUGCAGUGGGAUGACACUCCUGCUCUUUGCUGUUCUUGAAUCUGUCUGUAUUGGAUGGAUCUAUGGUGCAGAUCGUCAGUAUGAUAAUAUAAAGGACAUGAUUGGGUAUCGACCCUGGGCUUUUAUGAAAUACUGUUGGCAGUACUUCACACCAGCUAUCUGUACUUGCACAUUUCUCUUCUCCUUGGUCAAAUAUACUCCGCUGAAAUUCAACAACACUUAUGAAUACCCCUGGUGGGGCUAUGCCAUUGGAGGAUUUUUCACUCUCUCUUCAACACUUAUGGUUCCUUUGUGGAUGCUGUACGCUGUAAGUGUCACUCCAGGAACACUGAGACAGAGACUGAAAGUUCUGUCCACUCCAGCAAAUGACUUACCUACUGCAAUGCAAAAAAAGGCAUUAAAUACAGAAGCAUUUCAGACUUUCACAGGAUUAUACACACUGUGCACGACAGACAGACCCAAUGACAAAGGCAAAAGAGCUCAGAGAUCAUCCAUUGUCUAAAAUGCAACAAUAAAGUACUGGAAUAAUAAGACUGAGGAGUGCAGGUUCCAAGCAGUUUUACUUGUCAGCCAAACUGCCAAAAAUAGCUAUUGUGAUCUGAUUUUUCAGGCUGUGAAUGUAAAUAUACUGUGUAUCUGAUUUAUGUUAUAGAUGAUUUUAAAAAUCACACUGGAAUAAUUUUGGAAGAGUGCUUAUUAGUCCCUGUUAACAUCACACAAACACAUGCUUUUCUGUUCAAUUGUUUUUACCUUCAGUUAGGUAUUUGAUAACUAAGCCUCUUUAAAACUGAAAAAAAUUAACCUUGAGUACUUCAUAGCAACAGAGUGGUUCUUAGAAUACGCAUCUUUCCACAGAAUUCCUGUUCCUUGCCACCCCAGGCACUCCCUUUUCAAAAGCGUAAUUUGCCUAAAACCUAUUAUUUUUUCAUGUACAAAGGGAUUUUUGUAAAGUAUAUUGUACCUUUUAAAUAGAUUAGAUCUACUUUAUGAAAUUUAUUUUUUUACAUUACUUGCUUUUUUACUCUGUAACAUUAUUACUUUACCUUAUGAGUAAUACAAGAAUCACAGAUGUAUCUAACACCUGUAAUACAGGUCAUCACCUAUUCCAAGGUUUGGCCUCUGGGAGGCGCUGCAGGUCUCUGUUAAAAAACGUCCUCCUUUGAAACCAAUGAAUUUCCUGCUGCAAUAAGGUCUUCAACCUAUGCCCCUUAUGGACAAUGUGUCACUUUAACAUUUUAUUCCUACCUGUGAAUACUGAGAAUAUUGUAAAAUUUGUUUUAUGAGUUUAAUCCAACUGCAAAAUUAUACUGAAAACUAGUCUAACCAGCCCACCUUGUGUGGACUUUAAAGUAAGGGGCUGUAAAGUACUGUAUGUGUGAUUUGCAAUUGAAGUAGUCUUGUGGAUGUUGACAGUAGGUAAUCUUUUUUUCUGCAUUUGGGGUGCAAGUAUGCACCUUGCAUACUUGAAGCUGUACAAAUACAUACAAAUAUCCCAUCCAGUACUGUGUAGAAUCAUCAACGGGUCAUUUAACAUUGUGGUUUGAACUUUUCUUCUUUUUCUAAAUA
Molecule: messenger RNA, 3033 nt
Organism: Etheostoma spectabile (orangethroat darter)
Lineage: Eukaryota; Metazoa; Chordata; Actinopteri; Perciformes; Percidae
Product: sodium- and chloride-dependent GABA transporter 2
Exons: 15
Coding region: 17-1969 (650 amino acids)
Biological process (GO): nitrogen compound transport; sodium ion transmembrane transport; amino acid transport
Cellular component (GO): cell projection; plasma membrane
Molecular function (GO): gamma-aminobutyric acid:sodium:chloride symporter activity
Source: RefSeq, a predicted model, not a curated record